UAAGAGAAACCACCUUCAAAGAGAUAAGACAACGAGCUUCUGGGGACUUUUGAAUGGAGGGCCACUUUCAGUGACGAUAAAAGUGGCCGCGGAUCAAGUUGUUCCGCAAAAACUUUCCAUACAUAUCAUAUAUUGUACAUAUAGCCGUCAGAUUAGUUGACCCACAAGCAAAACAACAAAAAAGAACCAUGCUGUCACUAAACUGGCGACUCGGCCGGGGAUUUGUUAAUUACGGAGUUUGCCGCCAGAGCUUGAGAAACUUUGCAGCCGCUGGCGAUAAAAACAAACCCCGUAAUGCCAGCGAUGUGGACGAGCGACACCCCCUACAUGGAUCCGGUUUUGACCUAUCCCGCAUAAUCGCCGGUCCCUAUUGCACCAUGGUUCUGGCGGCUGGGGCGGAGGUCAUCAAGGUGGAGCGUCCGCACUUUGGCGACGAGGCCAGGAAGUGGGCCCCGUUCCUGGAGAACAGCAAAGAUGCCGCCUAUUUCCUGGCCCCAAAUCGCAACAAGCGUAGCAUCUGCAUCGAUAUAAGGGGCACUCAACUUCUUCACAAGCUGGCCGAGAUUAGCGAUGUCCUGGUGGAGAACUAUGUGCCUGGUACUUGACGCUAUGGCUUGGGCUACGAACAGUUGCGGAAGGUCAACCCAAAGCUGAUCUAUUGCUCAAUGACGGGCUAUGGCUCCGUGGGACCGUAUGCCAAGCGACGCUACGAUGUGAUUGCUUCUUCGGUUGGAGGACUGAUGCACAUCACCGGGGAGCGGGAUGGACCGCGCAAGGUGGGCGUGGCUGUGACGGACAACACGGGGCUCUAUGCCCAUGGAGCUAUUCUGGCAGCCCUCUAUCAAAGGACCCGCACUCAGCGAGGCCAGAAGAUCGAGGUGGACCUGCUGUCCACCUGCUUCCUGUUGCUCAACGUGGGCAGUAACUACUUGAACUCCGGAGUCGAAGCAGGAAGGAUGGGCACUGCCCACUCGAGCAUAGUUCCGUAUCAGAGCUUCAAGACCAAGGAUGGCUUCACUCUGGGCACUGGCAGUGAUGUUCAGUUCGAGGAUCUGUGUCGUCGCUUGAAGGUGGAACAUUUGCCGCAGGAUCCAAAGUUUAAGACAAACAAAGAUCGUGUAAAUCGAAAGGAGCUAAUCGGUUUCCUGGAAUCGAUGCUAGCUGAGGACAUCCGCAACUGGAUGAAGCUCUUCGAGGGGGCCUCCUUUCCCGUGGGACCUGUGAACUCCAUUCCCGAGGUUUUCGAUGACGAGCACAUCAAAGCCAUUGGCUUGGUUAAGAGCCUUCGGCACCCGAAAGAUGGAACCGUUAAGGUGGUGGGUCCUCCUGUCUUUAGUGAAGCGCGGAACGAUGCCCGGACAGCUCCUCCGAUUCUGGGACAGCAUACUGAUGAAGUGCUGGGGGAACUAUUGGGCUGGCCGGAGGAGCUGGCCAAGCUGAAGAAGGAUAACAUAAUUCAGUAUCACAGAAAAUAUCCUAAUUCUCAGAUCCUUUAGAUCCUCAGUUUAACGACUAAAUAUUUGUGAUAGUCAAGCAUUUAUCGUAAAAACGUCUUUUAAAUCAUAGUGAGAUAUGUAAAUGUACCAAAUUAAUGAUACUAUACCAAAUACAUCACGUUUUAUUU
This is a messenger RNA of Drosophila suzukii, 1624 nucleotides long. RefSeq names its product succinate--hydroxymethylglutarate CoA-transferase. Gene Ontology annotation, molecular function: catalytic activity. Lineage: Eukaryota; Metazoa; Arthropoda; Insecta; Diptera; Drosophilidae. The record is from RefSeq and is a predicted model, not a curated record.